AUGUCCAACGCUUCCCAAAUAUCCUCAGAGAAUGAGGGUGUCCCCUUCAGUAUCCUCGACACCGAUCUUUACAAGCUUACCAUGCAGAAUGCCGUCCUCCACCACUUUCAUGAUGCAGUUGUGACUAUCAAAUUCACCAACCGGAGUCCGCAAAUGCUGUUCUCUAGGCAGAGUUUCCAGUGGGCGCAAGAGCGAGUGAACCACUUGACCGACUUGCGGCUUACAGAGAAAGAGAGGGCAUACCUCUCUAAAUCUUGUUCAUACUUUUCCUCGUCUUACCUUGACUACCUGCAGGGCGUGCGACUUGACCCUAUCAAUCAGGUCAAGCUCUCGUUCAUGCCAAAGAGCACCAAUGGGGAGGGUGAGGAAAUGGGCGAGAUAGGGUGUGAGAUUGAGGGUCCCUGGAGGGAUACCAUUCUGUAUGAGGUCCCUAUAAUGGCUAUCUUGAGCGAGAGUUACUUCAAGUUUGUUGACACUGAUUGGAGUUACGAUGGUCAACUGGAAUUAGCCAAAGCAAAGGCGCUCCAACUCUUGAACCCUCCUGCGCCGACGACGCCUCUCGUAUUUUCCGAAUUCGGCACCCGUCGGAGACGGAGCUUCCAGGCCCAGGAUAUUGCCAUCAAGGGCCUUCUUUCCGGGCUCGAAGAGUACAGAUCCCAAGGUGGGAAGGGUGGUGCUGUCAGUGGAACCAGUAACGUCUACUUGGCUUUGAAGUAUGGUAUACGGCCAGUGGGAACUAUUGCGCACGAGUGGGUCAUGGCCGUCGCUGCCGUCCACGGCUACAAGGGCGCCAAUGGUCGAGCAAUGGACAUGUGGGAAGAAGUGUAUCCUCCCAACACGCCCCUGGCGGCUCCUCUUACAAUGCUCACCGACACCUUUACUGCAUCCAUCUUUUUCGACGAAUUUAUUUCUUCCCCUGAACGUGCUCUUCGCUGGGCCGUCCUGCGCCAAGAUUCGGGCGACGCAUUCGAGUUCUUGCGGGGCGCCAAAAAGGCUUGGAGGACGGUGGAAGAUGAGGCUGGCGGGAAGCAGGUCAUCUUUAGUGAUGGACUGGAUGUCGAGAAGGCUGUCAAGCUGCAGCAAGGGUGUGAUGAGAUUGGCAUUGCUGCUUCCUUCGGUAUCGGCACGUUCCUCACCAACGACUUUUACAGAGUCUCAGACCCAAGCCAGAAAUCAAAAGCGCUCAAUAUCGUUAUCAAGCUCAACAAGAUCAAUGGCAAGGGUUGCGUCAAGCUUUCGGAUGACAAAGGAAAGCACACUGGAGACGUUGACGACGUUCGCAGAGCUCAGGAAGAGUUGGGUCUUGCGUGA
This is a messenger RNA of Cryptococcus wingfieldii CBS 7118, 1311 nucleotides long. Its product is annotated as nicotinate phosphoribosyltransferase. Gene Ontology annotation, biological process: NAD+ biosynthetic process. The transcript has 10 exons. Bases 1 to 1311 code for a protein of 436 amino acids. The record is from RefSeq and is a predicted model, not a curated record. NCBI's taxonomy places the organism in Eukaryota, Fungi, Basidiomycota, Tremellomycetes, Tremellales, Cryptococcaceae. Gene Ontology annotation, molecular function: nicotinate phosphoribosyltransferase activity.